CACCCGCUACCCCCUCCCCCUCCCAUGCUCCAUACCACCUGGACUGCCAGGACUUAGUCAAUGUGUUUAGGUGUACCCCUAGAUCAUGGUCAGUCCAAGUCCAGCUGGUACCUUGGACUCCAGAUCGCUUGCGGCCCGGAUGCCGUGAGCUCCUUCGGAUCCUCGCUUCCUCGUCGCUAGGCUAGUCGAUCAUGGGGUUGGAUGUCACAUCGAACCAAGCUUGAAGAGUGGAACGCGGCUGUAGAAGAGGCGAAAGACUCAAGAAUCCGAUGGCAAAGUAUCAUCAAAGACUGAUCAGAUAUCCCUAUAUAAGUCCAUCGAAACUCCUCAUCCAGAAAAUCCCAUUCCCCAUCCCUCUCAUCCUCAUCCCCAAACACCCAUCCCUCCCUCAACACCACCACAGUCCAAGCAUUCAAAAUGCAGACCAAAUUCGCCGCCCUCCUCGCCCUCGCGGCGGCCGCCCGCGCUCAGCAAGUCUGCACCUCCCAAGCCGAGACCCACCCGUCCCUCACCUGGCAGAAGUGCGCCGCCGGAGGCACCUGCACCAACGUCGCCGGCUCCGUCGUCCUCGACUCCAACUGGCGAUGGGCGCACACCGUCGAGGGCUCGACAAACUGCUACACGGGCAAUACGUGGAACAGCACCCUCUGCGCUAGCGGACAGGGCGCCGCCUGUGCGACAAAGUGCUGUGUUGAUGGCGCGGACUACCCGGGCACCUACGGCAUCACCGCCAGCGGCAACGAGCUGAACCUCAAGUUCGUGACUACUCACGCCUAUGGAAAGAACAUUGGUAGCCGUGUUUACCUCAUGGAAAAUGAGAGCAAAUACCAAGCCUUCACGCUCUUAGGCAACGAGUUCACCUUUGACGUCGAUGUCUCCAACAUUGGCUGCGGCUUGAACGGAGCUCUGUACUUCGUCUCCAUGGACCUCGACGGUGGUCUGUCCAAGUUCUCUACCAACAAGGCUGGUGCCAAGUACGGUACCGGAUACUGCGACUCGCAGUGCCCCCGCGAUGUCAAGUUCAUCAACGGUGUUGCCAACGUCGACGGCUGGAACCCCUCCAGCAACGAUGCCAACGGUGGUGUCGGUAACCUCGGUGCUUGCUGCGCUGAGAUGGAUAUCUGGGAGGCCAACAAGAUCUCCACGGCCUACACCCCUCACCCCUGCCAAAACAGCGCCUACCACUCCUGCACAGGCAACGCCUGCGGCGGAACCUACUCCACCGACCGCUACGCCGGCGACUGCGACCCCGACGGAUGCGACUUCAACUCCUACCGCCAGGGCAACAAGCUCUUCUACGGCCCCGGCUCGGGCUUCACCCUCGACACCACCCAGAAGCUCUCCAUCGUCACCCAGUUCAUCAAGGGCUCCGACGGCGUCCUCUCCGAGAUCAAGCGCUUCUACGUCCAAAACGGCAAGGUCGUUCCCAACUCCGAGUCCACCAUCGCCUCGAACCCGGGUAACUCCCUCACCACCGACUUCUGCACCAAGCAGAAGCUCGCGUUCGGCGACACCGACGUCUUCAAGGCAAAGGGUGGCUUCGCCAAGAUGUCCGAGGCCGUCGCCGCGCCCAUGGUCCUCGUCUUGUCCCUCUGGGACGACCACUACGCUAACAUGCUCUGGUUGGACUCGACCUACCCCGUCGACGGCGCAGGCAAGCCCGGCGCCGAGCGCGGCUCGUGCCCGACUACCUCUGGUGUUCCCGCCGACAUCGAGGCCAGUGUUCCCAACUCCAACGUCAAGUUCUCCAACAUCAAGUUCGGCCCCAUCAACUCCACCUUCGCCUCGGGCUCCGUCGUCGUCCCCCCUGGGACCGGUACGACUACCACCUCUGCCCGCCCCAGCACCAUCACGACUUCAGUCCGCACGUCGUCUACCGCGCCUGCUACCGGCACCGUUGCAAAGUACGGACAGUGUGGCGGCCAGGGAUGGACUGGUGCUACUGCUUGCGUUUCUGGCAGCACUUGCACCGUCGUCAACCAGUGGUACAGCCAAUGUCUCUAGAUGGAUGUCGAAGAUGGUUGGCGCUCUUUGCCGCUAGCCUGUUGACAGUGACGAGUUGAAAGAUUUGGAUACAAAGGGGAUAUAAAGGGAAGCAUAUGUGGAAGGGAUUAAAAGGAGGAUGCGGAACUCGA
Messenger RNA from Colletotrichum acutatum, 2135 nucleotides. Its product is annotated as family 7 glycosyl hydrolase. Gene Ontology annotation, biological process: carbohydrate metabolic process. Bases 418 to 2004 code for a protein of 528 amino acids. The record is from RefSeq and is a predicted model, not a curated record. Gene Ontology annotation, molecular function: cellulose binding; hydrolase activity, hydrolyzing O-glycosyl compounds. The transcript has 4 exons. Lineage: Eukaryota; Fungi; Ascomycota; Sordariomycetes; Glomerellales; Glomerellaceae. Gene Ontology annotation, cellular component: extracellular region.